Molecule: messenger RNA, 1743 nt
Organism: Gigantopelta aegis
Lineage: Eukaryota; Metazoa; Mollusca; Gastropoda; Neomphalida; Peltospiridae
Product: serine--tRNA ligase, mitochondrial-like
Exons: 16
Coding region: 171-1574 (467 amino acids)
Biological process (GO): mitochondrial seryl-tRNA aminoacylation
Cellular component (GO): mitochondrion
Molecular function (GO): tRNA binding; serine-tRNA ligase activity; ATP binding
Source: RefSeq, a predicted model, not a curated record
AGUAACUAGAGUUGCUUCCCUUUUCUGUCAUGGCCGCGUCCAUGCCGUUGUCAUUGUCGAAAACUGCUGUUUGAUUUUUGGAGUUUUUUGCUGUCGUAGAAACAGUAAUUAACGUUUGUAAAGCUUGAUACAAUUCAUGAAAGGAGAGGGAAACAGCUCUUGGGGACACCAUGGCAAUCAAACAGUUGUUACAGUUGGUAGGAUCUAGAGCUCUGAGGAUGCAGUUACUCUUGAUAUCCAGUUCCUCCUUCAAGCCUACACAUGCACUGCCCUGUUCCAGCUGCCACCAUAGACGGAUACACACUACUAAGUCACAGUUGACCUGUGACCCUCAAGAAUGGAGUAACCAGUUUCAUCUUGAACCUCCGGAACUUGAUUUUCAAUAUUUGUGUGAUGAGUCUAAAGCUGCAUCAAUUAAGCAGAAUAUUCUGAACAGGAAAGGGAUUGGUGACCUUGACAAAGUGCAUCAGCUUUGGAGGGAUUACCAUAAAGAAACCAAUGAUGUUUACAAAAAUAUUCGCUGGCAAGAGUUACUGAAGGCUGCUAGUGAAAUCCCAAACUCUACUCAUCCACAGUCUCCUAUGGGAGAGGAAUCAAAUGCAAACCUUGUGGAGAUUGUUGGAGAUAGAAAAGAAUUCCAGUUUAAGCCUAAAACUGUUGUUCAACUUGGAGAAGAUCUUGACCUGUUAAGAACUGAUAAUGUUUCACUGACAACAGGUCACAGGACGUAUUACUUGAAACGUGAUUUGGCCAAAAUGGAGCAGGCCCUUGUCCGAUUUACUUUGGAUAAUCUCAUUAGAAAGGGCUUUCAGCUGGUUUCUGUGCCUGAUAUGAUCCAUCCUAAAAUCAUUGAGUCGUGUGGAUUCAAUACGACAGGGGAGAGAACUCAAGUGUAUCGACUGGAUCCAGAUAACCAUGGUGAUGUGUGCUUGGCAGGGACAUCAGAGAUGCCUCUUGCAGGUUAUUUUGUUAAUGAAUUAUUGAAGACCGAACAGCUGCCAGUAAGACUUACGGCUGUUAGCCGUUGUUAUAGAGCAGAAACCUCGGAACUACAGGAAGAAAAGGGAAUCUACAGAGUUCAUCAGUUUACAAAGGUGGAAAUGUUUGCAGUAACUAACAGCUUGCAGAGUGGUGAGAUGCUAAAAGAACUACUUUCCAUUGAGAAGGAGCUUUUCACAAAACUGGGUUUACACUUCAGAAUACUGGAUAUGCCUACAGAAGAACUGGGUGCCCCUGCAUAUAAAAAGUUUGAUAUUGAAGCUUGGAUGCCAGCAAAAGAAUUCUGGGGAGAGAUUUCCAGUUGCUCCAACUGUACUGAUUUCCAGAGUCGAAGACUCCAUAUAAAACAUGGAAGGAAUGUAACAGACUCCACACAUGUUCAUACAGUGAAUGGUACAGCUUGUGCAGUGCCAAGGAUGAUAAUGGCAAUUCUUGAAAAUAACCAACAGCAGGAUGGCACCAUCCUCAUUCCAGAAGCAUUACAUCCAUAUAUGAACUGCUCAGUGCUACGACGACCAGAACAUCCACAUACGAUGAAAUUUAUCAAGAGCAAAAAAUUAAAAACAAAAAAAUGAAUUUCUGGUGUGCUUUUUCUCUGUUUUCUACAUUUCACAAAACAUUUGCACUGAUCUUGGAAGAUCAGCUUAACCAAGCCUUUCGGUUCACUGUUAUACUCAUCAGGAAAAAAUAGUUCUAUUACAUCAUUUGUGUUAAUAUUUGCAGCAUAUUAAAGGUAGUCUCAAA